Molecule: messenger RNA, 363 nt
Organism: Ostertagia ostertagi
Lineage: Eukaryota; Metazoa; Nematoda; Chromadorea; Rhabditida; Trichostrongylidae
Source: the annotation of a GenBank genome assembly
AUGACGGGCACACGUGAAUCGAUCGUGGCAGCACAUGUGUCAUUUCUGGGUUAUCUUCUGGUGGGUUAUUGGUUCAGAGAGUCAGAAGGUUACGAUAUCAACUGGACAACUCCAUUCUGUGUAUUGACGUUACGAUUAACUGGACUUGUGAUAAACGUUCACGAUGGAGUUCACUACGAGAAAUUGAAAUCAGAUCAGAAAAGGGAGGCAAUAAAGAAAGUUCCGGGACUUCUCGAAAUCGCCGCUUACACCUUUCUGUACACUGGAACAUUUGUCGGACCACAAUUUACACUCGCAAAAUUUCGAUCGUUCGUGAACGGAGCUUGGCUUGAUGAAAAACGGCAACCAAAGCAGUCGGCGUAA